Messenger RNA from Nasonia vitripennis (jewel wasp), 2944 nucleotides. Its product is annotated as calponin homology domain-containing protein DDB_G0272472. The record is from RefSeq and is a predicted model, not a curated record. Bases 167 to 2605 code for a protein of 812 amino acids. NCBI's taxonomy places the organism in Eukaryota, Metazoa, Arthropoda, Insecta, Hymenoptera, Pteromalidae. The transcript has 5 exons.
GCUCGAGGCAUCAGCCAGUGUCGAGACGUCGGCCAGGAUCAGGAAGAGGAUCGGCGAGUUUGUCGCCAGGCACUUUUACUUCGGGACUACCAGGAGCUUUUUGGUCAAGACUUCGCUGAGUUUUUGAGAUUUCCGACGAAGGGUUUCGUUCAUUUUUGAAACUACGAUGCGACGCACAAGGCACGUAGUGCUGCCCGUCAGAUCCUGGCAGUACAUGGGUCUUCUCAUCGUAUCCUUGGCCUGUCUCACUCUAGGUCAUGUGUCUCGCGACCGAGAGGGUAGACAUGGAAGUCUGGCUGGGCCUGAAUUAAUGCACACUGCGCCACACGAAGUCGACGCUUGCCCAAACGAUAUCUGCGCGUCCGGCCUCCAGAGCACGGAUAGUUCCUCGAUCUUCUCUCAAGCUCCACGGACUACCUCGGAACUUCGCGAGUCUCGCGUCAGAUCAAUUCGACCCACUCGCGAAUCACGUGUUAGUCGAGGUCAAGAGGACGCGACGCGUAACAUCCGCGCCCGAGUCCUCGAGGAGCGACGAGUCAGGUCGACGGAACGUCUCGAUGCUCGACUUCGCUCGCGGUCCUCUGACGGGGCCGCGAUGCGGAGGGUCAGGGCGCGCUCCUCCGAGGAGGCGGCGGCCCGUCGCGUUCGCGCUUUGUCGGCCGAACGCAGACUCGUCGACGAGCGACGAGUUAGGACCCUGAACCGGGAUUCUCGAGUUAGAGAUCGGACUACCGAUCUAAGGGAAAAUCGGCAAAGAAUCGCUGAUGGUAACAACGAGCGACGAGUUCGCGAAGUAGAGAAUCGGUUGGCUAGGGAUGACCGGCGAUCGGUUCGGGCUACGGAAGUCAGGGAGAAACGCGAGAUUCGAAGCAGCCAAGAGCGGGAUAACCGAGUCGAGUCGCAAGCCGAUCGUAGAUCGAUGAAUAUGGAGCGUCGUGUACGCGCUGCUGAAAAUCGGCGGGAUGCUCGAGCUGAACGGAGAUCGGUAAACUUGGAACGUCGUGUUCGAGCAGCUGAAAGUCGACUUGAUAGUCGGGCCGAACGAAGACUUUCAAACGAGGAGAGACGUGUUCGUUCUGCGGAAAAUCGGCUUGAUUCCCGUGACGAGCAAAGAUCGGUAAGCUCAGAACGCCGAGUUCGUGCUGCUGAAAAUCGACUCGAUGCUCGAUCUGAGCGUAGAUCGGUAAACUCUGAACGCCGAGUUCGUGCUGCUGAAAAUAGGCUGGAUGCCCGAGCCGCGCGCCGAUCAGUAAGUUCUGAACGCAGAGUUCGCGAUUCUGAAAAUCGACUCGACACCCGAGCAGAGCGUCGAUUGGCGAGCUCUGAACGCCGAGUUCGUGCCGCUGAAAAUAGGUUGGAUGCCCGAGCUGAGCGACGAUCAGUAAGCUCCGAGCGUCGAGUUCGCGCUGCAGAAAAUCGGCUUGAUUCCCGGGCUGAACGACGAUCAUCCAGCCUAGAACGCCGAGUACGUUCUGCAGAAAACCGUCUCGAUAUGCGAGCCGACCGAAGAUCGGCAAGCCUGGAGCGCAGAGUUCGCGCAACUGAAAAUCGACUCAACAACCGAUCUGAACGAAGAUCCUCGAUUGAAGAACGACGAGUUCGUGCAGCAGAAACCCGUCGUGUGCGGGACUCAGAAACCGAAAGUCGAGUCCGAGUCGAGCGACGACUGACUAGCGACGAAAGUCGACGAGUACGCGAUUCAGAAGCCGAUCGUCGAGUCCGAAGCGAACGCCGAUCUGCCUCUGAAGAACGCCGGGUUCGCGAUGCACAAAGCGAACGCAGGUCAGCGGAACGUCGAGUCCGCGCAAUGGAAUCUCGACGAGUCCGCGAUUCUCGUCUGGUCAAUACCGAGCGGCGAGUCCGCGAUACCGAUCGCCUGGAGAACCGGCGAGUUCGAUCGGUAGAAGAUGUUAGAUCUCGAGAUCAAAGGCGAGAAGCCUCUCGACGAUCUCGAUCCCUCGAAGACAGCAGGAGAGAGCGCAUCGACAGCAGGAGGCUGGAGAACCGAAGAGAAGCUUCCCGGCUUGAAAAUCGGCGCACACGAUCGGUUGAUGAGAUUCGAGCUCGAGAUAACCACGUGGCUCGCGAAGAAACUCGCGUGAACAGACUCGCUCGUAAUUCAAGGCUGAAUCGAGAAUCCGAGGAAACUCGAAGGAGCAGCAGAGUCGCCGAUGAUAUCCGAGCUGAAAAUCGGCUCGACAGUAGGAGAGAGAAACGACAGUCUUUAGCGCGCGAUGCUGAACAGCGUCGCGCCAGAUCCACCGAUCGUCGAAUUGUACUGGCUACUCGACGAGUCGCCGAUGUCAGGAAAGCCAGGGAUGCUUCUGCUGAACGAUUUGGGGACAACUUGAAUCGCAUGGAUCAACGUCGAGUCAGCGAGAGGAGAACCGCAGAAGCUCUGAUGGGAGAUGUAAGAAUGAAAUCGAUUUCUAUGGACCCACAGUACCUGAAAGCCACAGUUCCUACUAGUUAUCUGAGCUACGAGAUUCUGCGUCAGGGUAUGGUCAUUGCACUUUGUGCAGUUUACGGAGUAUCUAUUUUCAACGGCAAAACCGGACCUUUUGGAAACUUCGCACAAUGGACAAGUCGUGUAUCCGUUUGGUAAACUUUUGGAAUAAAUAUUAUAAAAAGAGAUUGUUAUAUUAUACACAUGUAGUUGGCUAAAAAAUUGUAUUCUAUAUAUCAAAAGCUUUAUCAAAGUGUAUUUAGAACAAAUAAUUAAUUGUCUCUCUUGCAACGUAGAUUAUAGAUUCAUGCGAAGCUUAGAAAAACGCGUUAUUUAAAUGUAAAAAGAGGUGUUAGGAUUGGAUGCGAUGAUGCACAUGGUUGCAGUCUUUGUGAUAUUGAAGCUCUUCAAAAUAUUGUCUUGAACUAAUAUUACAUGUAUAUUAUAAAAAUGUAUGUAAAUUAUAUUUUAUGUGAAUAAACAGCACAAAAACUCAUA